AUGUCUGCUUCGGCCACCGGCGAGCCUGCAGUGAAAAAGAAGCAAGUUCGUUUCGCCAGAAUGGAGGAGGACGAUGAUAACGAUGACCAAGAUGAGGACACACUGUUUGACAAACGGAAGGAUGCGAGAAGAGGUGUAAAGAGUGUCCUGAAGGGGGGCAGAAAGCUGGUGAACUCAGGAUCCGACCGGGUCACAGUCCGAGGAGGAGGUUCAAGCGGUCCUGAAGGAUGCAGUCGCUGGCUAAUCACCUUGGCGCUAUGUGGCUCUUUUCUCGGACUGGGGAUGAGCAUCUCUGUUCUGGGCCCCACGUUUGAGGACCUGGCCAUCAACGUCAGACAGAACAUCAGCAACAUCUCCUACAUAUUCGUGGGACGCUCUAUGGGAUACAUCGGAGGAUCUGUGCUGGCUGGGGUCCUCUUUGAUUAUAUGAACCACCACCUGCUGUUAGGAUUCUCAAUGCUGGUCACCGCUUUUGGGAUGUGUGCGAUUCCGUUCUGUAAAAAGGCCAUCCUGCUCACAGCUCUAAUGUCUAGCGUCGGCGUGUCCAUGGGCGUUUUGGACACAGGUGGCAACGUGCUCAUCCUUAACACUUGGGGGGACCAAGCGGGGCCCCAUAUGCAGGCCCUGCACUUCAGCUUCGCCGCUGGGGCCUUCGUUUCGCCCAUCAUCUCCAAGCUGGUGUUCGGGGAUGGUUACCACUCUGCCGCGAACGCGACCGCGGAAGCCAGCACGGAAUUCUCCCCACCGCACAUAAACCGGUCGACCAGGGCCCUUGGGACGGUCGCUCGGUUCCCCCACAGCAAGAGCAGCUCCCUCAAGUCCAUGUGGGCCUACAUCGUGAUCGGGGUCUUCAUCCUGGUGGUCUCCCUCCUCUUCUUCCUCCUGUAUUCGCGUGGCAGCCCGUCCCGCGAGAGGGCCAGGGCGGCCUCGGGGAAGCCCCUGGUGGCCAAGCACCACAACGUCCUGAUCCUCCUGCUCUUCUUCUUCUUCUUCUGGUACGUGGGCGCCGAGGUGGCCUACGGCUCCUUCAUCUUCACCUUCGCCAAGGACUUCGCGAGCAUGGACCAGACCCAGGCGGCCGGGCUCAACUCCCUCUUCUGGGGGACCUUCGCGGCGGGCAGGGGCCUGGCCAUCUUCUUCGCGGCCUGCAUGUACCCGGGCAGCAUGAUCCUGCUGAGCCUUGUGGGAUGCACGCUGUCCUCCCUGCUGCUAACCCUCUUCAGCUGGAGCUGGGUGGCCCUGUGGAGCUGCACCGCCCUCUACGGCAUCUCCAUGGCCAGCACCUUCCCCAGCGGCAUCUCCUGGGUGGAGCAGUACACCACGGUGACGGGGCGGUCGGCAGCGGUGUUCGUGGUGGGCGCGGCGCUGGGCGAGAUGGUCCUGCCGGCGCUGGUGGGGUUCCUGCUGGGCAGGACGAAGGAGCACCCGGUGCUGAUGUACCUGUGCCUGGUUACGGCCACCGUCACCUCCAUCCUCUUCCCCGUCAUGUACAAGCUGGCCUCGUCGCCCUCGUCUGCUGGGCCCGGCAAGAAGCUCCGCGACCGGGGGAAGCGCGAGUCCGACGACAGCGAGUACCGCCAAGCGCUGCUGGACUCGGGCGCCAACGAGGACGAGGAGGAGGAGGAGGAGGGGGAGGGGGAAGGGGAAGGGGAGCGGGGAGGGGACAGAGGGGCGGAGGGGGACGAGGCGGACCAGUGGAACGACGCGGACUUUGAGGUCAUAGAAAUGGAGGACGCCGGCCUUUUGAACUCGCCCAACAAGGUUCUCCUGCCCGCUGCCGUCGCCGGGACCUCGGGGGACGACCCCCCCGCUGUCGUCACGGCCACCGCCGCCACGGUCAACUCCGAGCCGCCCUCCGAGCCCGACGGCCCGUCCUCGCUCUCCGAUGACACCGUCACCCUGCUGGGGGACUCGCCUCGUAAGAAACUGCUCAUCGCUCUGAACAGAGAAAAGAGAGACUGAGCGCCACUGUGUGGCGAAAAGGACUCCCUAAAUCAUGUGACCCAGAAAUGUCUAUUUAAGAGCAGCUUUGCUAUUGGAACAACACCUGGAUUCUGUUAUUAGCCUUUAAACCACACCUAAGGCGGUGUUCAUCAUCUCGACCUGCAUGCCUUCAUGCUUCAGACAGCAUCCAUUGUCCAGCUUGAUACUAGACAUGUAACUUAAUUACCUGCAAUUAUUCACAAGCGCUUUCGAUUGGGGUGCACCCUAGGUACACCCGUUAGUUACUUGAUUUGUAACAUUAGUUGUUUGUUAAUAGCACAUGCGUCAUUUAUCCUGAUUUUACUGUAAUUCCGGAAGGAAGCAGUUAUGAUUUGGUUUUUGGCUUAAAGAGAAGUUGUGGUCAAUACCGGGAGCCUGAUAUCUUGUGAAACAUGCAUUGAAUAUUUCUCCCUUGAUCCCAAAGCACUGCUUGAGCCCCACAGCCAAACAUCCUUUCUGUUGACGCAUCUAGUACAUCCGUAGCUCCAAGGCUGAACUGAGUGGUAAAACUGACCAGUUCAGCAAUGCUAGUAUUUUAUUUUAUUUUCUAUGGACUGAAUGUCGUUAAGGGAUAGUUCUGGAAGAAGCCAAAGUGUCACAGAAUCCAAGUUCUGCUCUGAGAGUUGAAGCCGACCUGCGUUGCAGUUGUAACAGCAGCAUCAAAAAACUUUGUUCUGGAGUCACGUAUUGAUUUUGGAAGUAUGUCAGUCUUGAGUGUAUUUAUUUAGCAAAUACACAUUGUACAACUUAAUAGAUUUGAGAUAACGGAUGUUUGAUUUCAGUCUUUAGUACUACUAACAAGUAGGCAUCCCUGGAAUCACGUGACUAUAAAUCAUCUAUCUCUGGGUACAUCCCUGAAAUAAAUUGCUACUUAUUUUCCAUGUUCAAAACAGUUUCUUCAUCAGAAAUAAAUGAUCACACAAAAGCAUAAAAUUAAGUUGCCAUUGUGGCCUGAAUUAGAUUUUUUUUGCAAAUUGUGAGUGAAUUGAAGAUUAGAAUUUGUUGCAGAUUUUUGAAAAAAAUUGUGGUUUGUGUAAAUAUUAAACAUUGUGGUACCGUAUGUAGUGUUGUGCGGUGAAAGACUUAGUUAUUGUAGUAUAUUCUGAUAUAUAUUUAAGUUAUGAUGUCAUGACUUUGUUGAAUUUAAGUUUUUUGAACAUUUCUAAAAUCUUUUCAUAAAUCCAUGAGCAUACAAGUUGCUUAAAGUGAUGAAAAACCUUUUUUUUUUUUAACGGAAUCACGAUUAAACUCAUGACACAGAAUACAGUGAACGCCUAGUAAAAAUGUCCACUGUUGUACAAUAUACUAUCCAGUUUGUGAAAUCCAGUUUAUCGAAUGGAAGAGCAUGUUCAUUUCGUCUUAAUGUGUCAUUUUUUCACUACGAAACCAGUAAAAUGCAAAAAUGUGCCCAGAAGGCACGAAAGCAGCCCUG
Messenger RNA from Anguilla anguilla (European eel), 3415 nucleotides. RefSeq names its product major facilitator superfamily domain containing 4B (gene slc60a2b). The coding region runs from base 1 to 1962 and encodes 653 amino acids. NCBI's taxonomy places the organism in Eukaryota, Metazoa, Chordata, Actinopteri, Anguilliformes, Anguillidae. The transcript has 4 exons. The record is from RefSeq and is a predicted model, not a curated record.